AAACUCAAAGGAGAAAUAAAAGACGUGUGACAUUGUUAUUCCGUCAUUUUGUAGAUAAGAGUCGCAAAAUUCUAAAUUUUUUUAGUAAUCCAAAUUUGAUGAUUUUAUAUUAAAAUAGGCUUCGCUAUUUUAUUUAAAUUCUUGCAAGAAAUUUAUUUGUUUCAGGCCAAUACCCAACGGCGAGGAUUGGCAGGCUUGUUACAGGCCUGAUCUUUGUUAUUCAUUUUUAAGGCUUCUCAAAAUGUCUCAUAUCCCGUCGGGCCCCAACUGAGCUUGCUUAUAAUGGAGGGCGAGGGGAUGGUGGCGGUGGUGAGGGGGCUUCGCGACUCAGGUCUGGCGGUGACUCUGCUGGAUGGCUCGCGCCAGUAUACCCUCAUGCCUAAUACUAUAACGCACCCGAUGGCACAUCAUCGCCACCAAGUGACGAACUCGAGCGUGUCCACUCAGCAGUCGCCGCCGAAGACCACGGCGGACAGCGGCACUGAGCCAUCCGUCCCGCACUGCGACAGCGGGAUACAGGCCGUGGAUGGACGAUACACUAGUACUUAUAGGACUACCCACUGCCACGUGCGGGCUACGUCGCCCCCGGUGCAGUUGACUGAAUUUCCACCACAACGCCCGGAUAUUUAUCCCGGUCACGGUAACUUCCAAGUAGGGGGCCAAGGCAGCGGCAUGACCUACGCGCCUAUUAGGCCGGUCCCCCCCACCAGCUUUAGAGGGGGCCUCAACUGGCCUGACAGGGGGUCAGUCUGCUCCCCGCGCUCGUCUCAUGAGCCGGACGCGUUCGCUGCCUCUCUCCGAAAGUAUCCGAACCUAUCGCCGGACCGGUCUUCUGAGGUCGUCGAGAGACUCAUCAACUACACCCAAGCUAAGGGAAUAUCCAGACCUUUCCCCCGUAAUCAAAAUUCGCCCUCUCGGCUGCAAGAGCCCAGCUCCCACCACACGUUCGACCUCAAGGGCUGUCCAAGGUCGUCGAGGAUCUAUGAACCGGAAAUACUGAUAAGGACAAAGAACGAAGCACCUACUAGAGAGAAGAAGAGGGAAGAUCACGAUGUGAGGAUGAGAGGAUACGAUGCGAGAUGUAUCAGAGAUAUAUCGAAGCGUUUGAGGGAGAGCGUCAAGACUAUUUCUUCUUAUCCUUACAACCAACCAUCAUUGUGCCCGAUUAUCAAAGAAAUCCAUCAUUAUGACCAAGUUCGGGACCAAAGCAGCGUCAAUUCGGUGAACAUGGAAAUCCAAGCGGCUGUCAAGAUGAUAUCUAGAGAGGCGGCGACUAUACAACAUGAUAAACCUUCUGGAAUAACUGUGGCCGUCCCUGAUUCGCCGCCACCGUCGUCAGACGAACGGAAUGCCGAAGGUGAUUGCCCCUUGGCUCCACGUCUGAACACGCACACUUCAUUCAAAUCCAUACAAACCACAUGUUGCCCAUCUAACACUACUCUCAAACCACGAAAAUCUGCUCAAACAGUAUUCAGCUCUAUAGAAGUUUAUCCUAAACCAACCCGUCCUAAAUCUAUGGAAGGUAGAAAAAGCAAAUCCCAAGAGGAAGUUAAAGUUACGAACGAUGACUUGCGCCGAAGUCUUCUAGAACUUAUCGAAGACGUUUCUACUUGUACCAAAUCUAAGAAACGUAUCCGCGAUGAAUUGAUUAAAAAACUCUUUGACUCUGAAAUAACAGAGAAAGAGGAGAAGAAAAAAGAACAUGACAAAGUGAAACGCGAGCGCUGCCAUAAAUACGUAUCUACGUACUGGCCGAGCGGCUGCGACUUCACUGGAGAUUUUGAAGAGUUGUUAAAUCAACUUAAACAUUGGAAUGGGGACUCAAAAAACCGAUUAGACAAAUACAACGUACGGAACGCCGAAUACAAACAACUCGAUUUUGUUUUAAAAGAUUGGAUCAGUAGCUUGAAUAUCAAUAACAAAGAUAACCAAGAUAGAGGCGAUGUUUUAAAUACCCUUGAAGAUCAAAUUAAAGCAGUAUUCAAAGACAGAACUAAGCGAGAUUUCGAUUUGAAAGCAGAAGUCGUCAGAAUUAUAGGAGAAAUACCUAUUGAAGUGAAUAGUGGGUACACGAAAACGUCAUAUCUACAAAGAUUAGUCGAUGUCUUAUUCAGAAGAUUGAGAUCUGUAGUCAUAAAUCAGCAAAACGAAAGAAACAAGAAAUUGUUGAAUAAAUCCAAGAAAAUAUUUACUAGGGACGAUGUGAAAGAUUUUCUUAAGACUCAUCUCACUGGAUUGUUUGAGGAAUGUAAUAUAGACAUAUGCGAGAAUGUUAUGCAUGCUCUGCAAAAUGAUUUGAGAGAUAUACUCAUGGACUCUAUGGACUGCAUUCGAUGUGGGCACCUCGACGAUGCCCGCGAUGAAAUGAAUAUCGUUUUUCAAGGUCUCGGAUAUUUGACAGAAUGCCAAAAAGAUUACGUAAUUAAAAUUAUCCUUCAAAACUUACAAGUCAUGUUAAAUGAAAAUAACUACAGCUACACUUACACAAUUCUUCAUAGCGCCGUCUCUGGACAAAACAGUCGCAAUACAAACGAUACAGAUUUAAAUAUCAGUGCUGUUACUGAUUUUGAUUUAAGUACGAACCUAGAUUUUUAUACCAAUCAACUCAGUGUUAAGAUUCAUGAAUGGUUAGAUACUUUAGAUAUACCAAAAAUCCAAGAUCGAGGCUUUAGAGAAGUCGUUGUAAACGAUUUAGCGGGAGACAUCGUCGACCGACACAAAUAUCUAGAAAUGAACCCUAAAGUAAGAGGUUCAGACGAAGACGAAUUGGAAAAUUUGAAAUAUCAGAUAUUUAAAUGGAUCAACAAAUUAGUCGGUGAGGACAAUACUGAAACUAUUGCCCACGCCCAGGAUUUGAUGGAGAGGAUUAAAAGUGUGCCUUUGCCAUCACGCAAUAAACCGGAAGAAGAGGAGCCUAUACCUUUCGAUCCUAUGAGGCCAUGCUUAGGGGAAAAGGGCGCGACAUGUAGGAAAGACAAACCCAAGCAAACUGAGACCAAACCAAAAGAGCCAUGCUGUUCUAAAGAAUUCUGUCAGCUUUCAAAGAAUUCUAGUUGUACCAAAGAGAACUGUCAACCUGGUUCUUGCACAAAACCGCAGUGUCCUUAUAGUUCUCGCACCACAACUAGUAAAGAACAAUUAAAAGCACUGCUUUGUGGCUCACCUUCUUGUCCUUUCUCAGGGCAAAUGAUAGCACUAGGUCAAAAACCAUGUCACACCGACGUUUCUACAUCUGUUCAAAGUUAUCCUGGACACUCUUUACAUUCAGCUCAAAUUAGCCAAGGAGGAUAUGUUCCUCUAAGCCCAUAUGCCCAAACUCCAAACGCCAACCAAGGCCAAGUCCAAACCGGCGUAGGUCUAUACGGCCCACAAAUACCAUAUGGAAUCGACCCAAAUCUAGAUCAAUCUCAGUUCUGCCGACACACAUCAUGUUGUCCCCAAGGCCCUUACAAUCCAGAUCCAAGAGAAAUGGCUUAUGGUCCUCAAGGCCCGUAUGGUCAAGACCCAAACAAACUUCGACCUCCAUAUAACCAAGGGGCAUAUGGUCCUCAAAGCGCGUAUGGUCCCCAAGUUCAAGGUGCGUUAGGAGUGAGUGGUCAAGAUCCAAACCAAUUUAAACCCAACCAAGGUGCAUAUGCUCUUCAGGGUGCAACUGCUCCUCAGGGUGCAUAUGUUCCUCAGGGCGCAUCUCCUCAAGGUGCAUAUACUCCUCAAGGUGCUAAUGUUCCUCAGGGUGCAUUUACUCCUCAAGGUGCUAAUGUCCCUCAGGGCGCAUCUGCUCCUCAGGGUGCAUAUGCUCCUCAGGGUGCAUAUGCUCCUCAAGGCGCAUAUAUUCCUCAAGGCGCAUAUGUUCCGCAAAGUGUAUAUGGUCCCCCAGUCGCAAAUAGCCCUCAGGGAGCUUAUGCUCCACAGGGCGCAUAUGGACCGCAGAGUCCAUAUGGCCAAAAUCCAAACCAGACUCAAUCUCAAUAUAGCCAAGUUCCCCCAGGUCAAAAUAAUAUGGCUCCAAAUGAGGUUCAAUCUCAAUUUAGCCAAACUCCACAGGGCUUGUAUACCCAAAAUCCAAACCUGGGUCAAGCGCAACCUAGCCAAGGUCCUCAAAGCCAAUAUGAUCAGAAUAAAAACCAGGGUCAAUCUCAGUACAUUCAUGACCCGCAAGAGAAAAAUGGCCAACGCCCCCUCAUCGAAAGCAGUGGCAUUAACCCCCAAAAUAAUUCCGUUAAUCAAGGUCAAAAUGGCGUAGAUCCCCAAGCUAAAACUGUAAGUCCGCCAGUACAGAAAGACACCGGUCCUCAAGGCCAAAUCGGCCAAGGUCUCAAGGGACAACAGGGCAAAUCUUCUAAAGGCCAAACUGGUCGGGGUCCUAAGAAUCAAAGUGGUGUCCAGAAGCAAACUCGGCCUAUUUCCAAAAACCAAACUGUCCAAACUUCUAAAAGCCCAUCAGGACGAGCUACCAAAGACCAGGGUAGCCAAGGUCCUCUUAGCCAGUAUGGGCAAGAUCCUCAUAUCCAAUAUACGCAAGAUCCUCAAGGUCAAAAUGGGCAAGGUCCUCAUAGCCAAAUUGACCAAAGCAAAGGUCACCAGGUCUUAAAUGACAAAAGUACCCAAAGCCAAAACUAUCCCAACGUGGGUCAGUCACAACCUAGUCAAGGCCCCCUAGGCCAAUAUCUAAACCAGAAUACACCUCAGUUUAACCAAGGGUCGCAAAGUCAAAGUCCAAAGAAUCAAAAUGGUUCUUAUGGCUCCGAUAGCCAAGAUCCAAAUCAAACCGAUCCGUCCUGUCCGGGACCAAAAGGUCAAAUUUAUACCAGCCCAGAUCAACUGCCAGACCAGCUCGCUCUGGGCCCAAAUAAACGAUUUUCAGCAUCCGUCCAACUUCCUCCGGGGCCCUAUCAACAAGCUUACACAAACCCAGAACAAAGUCUUUCAGGACCAAAUAAACGAAUUUCCGUCAGCCCAGUUCACAUCGCUUCUGGGCAGGAUGACCCAAUUCUUACCCGCCUAGACCAACGCCCCGUAGAAACAAAUAGACGAGUUUCUACCGGCUCGAAUCAACACACUCCUCAGCCUAAAGAGCAAAUUUCUUCAAGCCCCGAUCGGCGCGCUUCCGGAGCCAAUAGACAAACUCAUACCAUCCCAAAUCAGCCCACACCGGAACCAAAUAAACGAAUUUCAUUCAGCUCAGACCAACAUCCAGAGCCUAAAGAACAAAGGUCUGCCAACUCAAACCAGGUUCCAGUUCCAGGGAAAAAACAAGUAAUUUCCGCUAGCCCAGACCGGCGCGCUUCGGGACCAAAAGGACAAAUUCUCUCCAGCCCAGUACAACGCAAUCCGGAUCAGAAGGGAAUUAUUCGCGCCAGUAUUGAUCAGAACACUCCGGGGCCAACUCAAACAACAGAUCAACGCGCACCAGAACCGAUAAGACGAAUUUCGUUUAGCCCAGACGAGCUCUCGCCCAAACAAAAUGGACAAAUUUCUGCCGCUCCAGACAAGCGCCCUCCAGGACCAAAAGGACGAAUUUCACCCAUCCCAGGCCAGCCCGCUCCCGCAUCAAAAGGGCAAGUUUCUGCCAACCCAACUCAAUUUUCUCCUAGGCCACAGGAGCAAAAUAUUGCGAGACCAAAUCAACUUCCUCCAGGACAAAAUAGUCUUUAUACUCAAGCGGGUCCGCUGGUCAAACCAAGUCCAGAAGCAGGUUCACAAGUUGCAAACAAUGAAUGGGGUUCAAUAUAUCAGCCAGCAAUGAGUGGUCCAGAUGGAACUUAUCAAGGUAGUCCUGAGUAUGCGCCGACUUUAGAACAAGGCGUUGCAACAACAGCUCCUAGGAGUCAAAUUCAAAAUAAACUUGGUUACCCUCCAAUGGCAGGACUCUUUAAUACAGGAGACCCUUGUUGUCCUGUCGGACCAUAUACAAUAGAGUCUCAGACUUUCAAAAAAUUCAACGAUGACUAUGACGAAUACAUUAAAGACUGGGUACAUAGGAUACCAAUAGCAGCAACUAAUCCAGGAGAACAAGCCGCUGCAGAUAAGACUAGGAUUGCAUUCUAUACAGGAAUAUGGAAGGCUAUUACUAAACUACGAUUAGAUCCCGAAAUACUUUCUAAUCCCUAUAACUUCAGAGAUCAAUUUGACGAUGAGAUUGAGGCCUUAUUUACAACGGUUCCAAAGUCAGAAGAGUUGGAUAGUGACAAAGAUACACUGAAGGCAGAACUGAUAGAAACAACAUUAGCAGUUAACGAUUUAAUAAAAAAAUCGAAUGAAAAUAAUUACUUUAAACGACAAAUAAUAGAGUGCAUUGAAAAUAACCUACCAGAACGACCCAACGCUGUUAAUCUAAAAGAACACAUGCAGCAAAAUGAAGAAGUCUUGAAAAUGGUUCUAGCGGAACAUUACAUACUUUACCUGAGAUAUAAAGACGAAGAUAACUUGAAGGCUAGAAUUUAUAAAACAAACUUUUUGAGAAAACUUGAACAAUUUCUUACUAUUUUGAAGACUGAUUAUUAUGAAGAUUCAAUGCAAACAAACACGUAUGCAAGUGAUAUUUUGAAUGCAUUGGAUAAAAUACCAGUGCAAAACAAAAAUAUUUUACAAGAUGAAGCUGAUGAAAUAUUACUUAGUACCGAGGUUGAAAAUUGGAUGUCUGAUUUACCCAUAGCCCAUGAUGAAAAGGGACCUUUAGAAAUGAGAAGACUAAGAGAUUUAAUAGUAAAGAAAGUUCAGGAUAUUGGGAAAAAUGUCACAUACACUGAUUGCUCAUAUUCAAAACCUUUGAAGGAAGAAUUACCAAAGAUUUUGGAGAGAUUGCCGAUGCUAUCUGAAAUGAAUUUAGACUUUAUGAUAGAAGAGUUAGCAAAUAGAGUCAAGUUCUUAACGAGAAGUUGUAAACCAACAUCUAAACAGCCACGUAAUUGUGAACAUUUUCAACAGAAUGUGGUUGCUACCUCCAGCCGCACGGACUAUUCUAAACAAGAUGCUCCAAGAUUCAUCGUUGGAAAUGUCUCACAGAGGAGUAAGUGGAAGAACUGGCCAAACUUCUCAGGAAAAGAUGUCGAGCAUCAGCAAUGGCAUUUGAAAGAUCAAAUAGCUAGCAAUAUAUCAGAGCCUGGUCAAGACCAGCCAGGUUUACCAUAUCAACUUGUUGGAAAUAAUAUCGAAGCCACAUAUUUGAGCCCCACCACUGAUACCGCAGAAAUUCCGUCCGAAACUAUACCUCCCAAUGUGCAAGGACCUUCAAAAAUAGAUCAUAACGGUGUCCAAGGUAGUGCAUCGCUAGGAAGCGAAACGUUCUUACCAGGAAUCGCACUGUUACCGCAAGUUAAUGUUUCGGAAACACCAUCACCAGGUAAUAUUGCGAAUACUCAAGAUUUGCCGUUAUCGACACUACAGAUCAACGUCGAAGCUGUUUCGCUAUCUGGCUUUAAACCUGAUGUCCAAUCAAGUCACUCAUUAGUAUUCCAAGCCCUCCCAGAAACAGCCUCCUUAGGAUUUCAGCCCGAUGUUCAAAGAUAUCCGAUAGCACUACCUCAGCAAAACCCAUCACGGACUUCAGGAUUAGCACCUGAAGUUCAGGCAACUGUUCAACCUGAAACCGACGCUGUACCUGUCUUUGUUCCUUGCCGCAUUAAUUUAUCAUUCGUGAACAAACGGCCCUCUCUCAACACGAUUAUUACAACGACAACACCGAUAAAUCUAAUAGUACCGGACGUAUACAAAUAUAAACAAGGAUUUAGUCCUGGGUCUCCACAAGUUGCAAGUGUAUUUCAAUAUGGUGAAGUGACGCCAACUACUAAAUAUGGUCAAAGUAUGACGGCACCAGAUAAUGAGGCUCCAAUAGCUAGCUCUGCAUUGGCGCCUGCAGAACAAAGGACAGAUCAAAGAGAUAUCCCCCAGAUAACUGACAAAAGUGGGUUCGUUCCAUAUGAUUACAUACAGAAUGCCAGUUCAGGCAACAAAGCCCUUAAUAACGAAGUUGUGAACGCUGGCCUUUCGAAACCAGGCCUCCAAGAAAAUAUCAAGCAAAUUGACGAUUUAUUAAACAAUCAACGAAUUAGUUUUGCACCACAACACAAGACAAACUUUAUCCCAGAUCCUGGAAGUCAGAAUUUAAGUUCUGAUAUUAAUCUCAACGACCAAUAUUACACCGCUCCAGGUGGCCGGCCAUCAAAAGCAGCUCGAAUCAGUUUUUCUCCAUAUAACCAAAUAAACUUAAUACGAAAUGAUGGAAGUCUCAUCGAUUCUCCUACUUCAGGACCCUUUGACCAAGCUAGUCUUCAAAAUAGACAAACAACAAACGCAACUCAGUUCAGUCAAGGGCCUCAAGAUAUUUAUGGUGAAAGUAAUCUGAUUCCGUACAACCAAUAUAAGACCUCAAUGCCAAAUUACCAAGCCAAGGGCAGAGAAUCUUUGGCUACAGCAGAUCAAACCAAAGUCGGUCUAGGGAGAGAUUCAAUUAAUCCUCGAUACAGUAUUGUGCCUGAAAAGAAAUUGAGCAUGACAGAACUACCGCUAUUAAACACUGCAUCUCAAGGAAAUGCCAUAAAUAAUCCACCCUCAGAUAAGCAAGAAGAUAUUUUCACAGAAAAUGAACCCACUGACGGGGAUUCAUACGAGCAGUUCUUAUUUAAAACUCGUGAAAGUGUUUGGGCUCAAGAUCAAAGAUACUCGGUCCCGUUUCCGAAUGUAACGAAUCCUACCCUACAGAGUAAUGAUUUUGAAUCUGUCGCAGGACCCUUCAUUCAACCUAAUGCCGUAUCAGAUCCAAAAACGGACGCCCGUCGAAUCAGUCAAGGCCCUUAUGGCUACGUACCGGAUUCCGCCGAACAAAGUGCCGGUCCUAGUAGACAAGAUGCUCAAAUUGAUGUUGCUUCUCAAAGUCAAUUUGUUUUAUUCCCCAAUAAGCAAGGUCAUGACAUAGGUACUGACCCUGAGCAAAUGACCCAAGGUAAUGUUAGUACUAAUGAUCAAUUACAAAAUAUGACAAAAUUGGGCGUGGUCGCUCAAAACCAAACCGAAUUAGUGCCAUUUGCGCAACGUCGCGAUGUUGGUACUCUAUCAGAUUCCGGACAAAUUGGCUCAGACCGUUACAAACAAGAUCAAAGUACUUUAGCGCAGGACGAGACUUCAAAAGAAAAACCAACCCAACAAAUUACUGAUACACCCAUACCUAGACGCUAUAGCCCACAUAUGGCGAAAAUGACACCUCAAGAUGUCGCGAAUUACAAACAAGAUCCUAAAGGAUUUUUCGAAAUACCUUUACUUAGUGAUAAAACUGCAGAAACCCGCCGCGUUUCGUUCCACUCCAGUAUUUAUAAACCAGACGAACAGACUGACGAGAGUGACCAGCCAGACACUGGGAGAUGCCAAACAGUAGACCAGUCAACUCAAAACCCACGAUGUAGUGUGUCGAUAGUAUACCCAGAACCUAAUGCAUGUAUGUCUGGUGCAUCUGGGAACGCAAAUUGGCGGCAAAACACUUGCGGUGGGAUUGGAAUUCAAGCCACCGCUGGAAUGCCAGGGCAAGAUGCUCAGCCGGCCUGUCCAUUACAAAACCGGAAUCACAUGGUAUGUGGACCGCCGCAGACUAAUACGGCCACAACCAACACAAGCCAUAAGCCCGGACUUUGUAAGGCCAUAGACAAUGUCGGUGUGCCUAUGAUCAAGCAUUUGAUUGAAGAUAACAAAAGUAAUUAUCAAUCGUGUUCUUCCCAAAACGGUACUACAAACUCGAACAGAAGGAAGCUGUGUUGUCCGCGGCCAGAGCGAUGCAUGAUUUCCGAGAGGCCGAUGAAAAAGUUUCGUAACCCCCAAAAACAAUAUAACGCAGUUAAGAAGAAGAUGGAUUAUACUGAAACGGAAACAGACACUGAAAAAGAGAAAGAUAUUAAAUGCAAAUGCAUGAAACGAACGAAGCGAUGCCGGACCCGACGAACUACCCUUAAUGACUAUCACUUAGACUACCCUCCUUGCUACCAACUUGUCCGCUAUCCUUGUUAUUAUUAACGCUCCUUUAUGACUUUCAACUGUUUCAUCCUUAGAUGAAUUUAGCACAAAGUCUUGCUAGAACGCUUCUUUACCAUCCGAAGCAUCAUUACAACUGUUAGCACCAAAGUCCGAAUUAUAAAUGUGCAUUUAAUCUCUUUCUGCAAUCCAAUUAUCUACAUAACAAUUUUACCUACUGCCGUAAUAAAAACUCUUUCACAUCGACACAUACCAGUAUUCACUUUAUCUUUAACCUAAACAAUAUCAUGAUUCUAUAGAAACACGCCACUCUUUUUUUAAAUAAAUGAGAUGUAUUUUCAAUACGGAUUAGAAAUUACUUGAAGUUUCGAUUACCAGUCCAUUUUGAAAUAAGUUUGGUCCUGUAAUUAAUUCGUAAUAAACGAAUAUUCCAACAAUGCUUGAAUUAUUUAU
Molecule: messenger RNA, 10410 nt
Organism: Trichoplusia ni (cabbage looper)
Lineage: Eukaryota; Metazoa; Arthropoda; Insecta; Lepidoptera; Noctuidae
Exons: 12
Coding region: 283-9999 (3238 amino acids)
Source: RefSeq, a predicted model, not a curated record